Molecule: messenger RNA, 744 nt
Organism: Filobasidium floriforme
Lineage: Eukaryota; Fungi; Basidiomycota; Tremellomycetes; Filobasidiales; Filobasidiaceae
Exons: 4
Coding region: 1-744 (247 amino acids)
Source: RefSeq, a predicted model, not a curated record
AUGGCGAAAAAGACCUCGAAAGCCGGUCCUUCCGCCGCCUCCGCCCCGCCGAAAGCCUCCAACAAUAACGAUUUCGACAUUGACGACAUCUUCUCUGGCAAACCCCUCAAAACGAAACCCGCUCCUGUCGCUUCGUCCUCCUCGUCGAAAACAAAGGCAGUUGAUACUUCAAGCACAAAUAAAGCCAAGAAGGAUAAAAAGAAGAAGAAGAAGGCGGUCGGAGAUGGGAAAGAGGAGGUCCAAGCUGGAGCUGUGAACGGGGUGAAGGGUAAACGGAAAGCGGAGAGCGAUGGCAUCGUUGACUCGGCAACCCAAUCGAAGAAGACCAAGACCACAAGCGAAACCAAACCUUCCAAACCCUCCAAAUCUAUUCCGAAGAAGCUCAGUAACGACGACGAUGAAGAUGACGAGGAGGAUCUGAACGAAGAUUACACCGACGAGGACGAUGAUGACGACGAGGAUGACGAACCCUCGACCCCAAAAGUAGUUGAAGUCCUAGACCCGAGCGCCGUCUCCCGAUCAAAGGUCAAACAAGCCCUCCAACCACCUCCGUCUAGAUCUAAAUUGAAGGGAGGUCGACGGGAGGUCGAUGUGGAGGAAGAGAUGUUUAGGGAUAGUCGGGGUGAUGGACCGAGACGACAGACGGAAGAAGGGUUCAUGAUCUUCAAAGAGGCCGAACUGGAUAUCGACCCCGAAGCCGGAGGUACCGAGCUCUGUCCGUUCGAUUGCGAGUGUUGUUUUUAG